CAAACAUUUCAGAAAGGAUCUGCCAGGUUAUCUUUUCCCGUUCAUACAUUAACUAAUGACAAUGAAGGAAAUGUGCACUGAGCCCUUCUCAAGGGCAUUUGCAGCAGAACUAAUAGGCACUUUGAUAUUUGUCUUUUUUGGCCUGGGCUCCACUUUGAGCUGGCCAUCAGCACUACCAUCAAUCCUGCAGAUUGCCGUCACUUUUGGCCUGGGUAUAGGCACCGUCGUCCAGGCCGUGGGGCACGUCAGUGGUGCCCAUCUGAAUCCAGCCGUCACUGUGGCUUUCCUGAUGUCAUCUCAGAUCUCCCUCUUACGUGCUGUUUGUUAUGUCUGUGCCCAGCUGCUGGGAGCAGUGAUCGGAGCUGGCUUACUAUAUGAGUUCACACCUGCAGAAUUUCACGGCAGCUUUGGCGUUAAUAUGCCAAGCAAUAACGCAACAGAAGGACAAGCCGUCACUGUGGAAAUAAUCCUAACCUUGCAGCUUGUGCUUUGCGUCUACGCCUGUACUGAUAACAGACGCGAUGACAACGUGGGGUCCCCAUCUAUUUCUAUUGGUCUCUCAGUUGUGCUGGGUCACUUGGUUGGGAUUUACUUCACUGGCUGCUCUAUGAAUCCAGCUCGCUCAUUUGGACCAGCGUUGAUUGUAGGAAAUUUCAACGCACACUGGAUCUUCUGGAUAGGACCUUUGGUGGGUGCCAUCCUAGCGUCACUGAUCUACAACUAUGUACUGUAUCCCUACGAGCAAAGCUUUUCCGAGAAGAUGUCUAUUCUCCUGGGAAGAAUGCCACCUGUGGUGGUAGAAGAAGAAGAAGAAUGGGAAGAGAGACAAGAACAGCCUAGGAGGAAGUCAAUGGAACUUCAGACAUUGUAACCCCUGACAAUAUGUAGAAUAGAACAAAGUGCUGAAAUGUACUUGAAGAAAACAUGCAUGAAGGACAAUAAACAUAUUUCACAUGUAAUUCAGAAGUAUUGGAUAGCAGUUUAGGGAACUAGAGUUAUCACAUCUAUAGUCACCCAAGCUGCGAUCCAAUGGUUGUGCUAUUAUUCUGAGCACACAAUAUAGUUACAUAGUUUUUGUACAUAAAUAAGGACACACAUGCUUUUAUUUUCCAUCUUUAUUUGUUACAGUAUACAGGGUUUUAUGUGUGAAAUAUCUGAAUAUAGGCAGAAAAUGAAAUGCCACACAGGAAAAUGCUGAAAAACCUAUAACUAACGUCAACAUUAUAGCAGAAAUAGCAGAUGUGUUCUAACUCAUAGUAUUCAAUUCUUUCCGCCCCCUUCCACGCCUGUUCUGUUUCUGCUGACGGGCGUGCUAUCAUCAUUUCAGCCACCCUAACCUUUUACACAGCUAAACCUGAUUACUAUGGGCGCGAUAUGCGCGAUAAUGGGGAUCACUUUAGAAAGGAGAUUGGGCAUGAUAUAUCAUUUGAAUACCACACAUAGCCUUCAAUCCAAUGUUAGUUUUGUUCAGUCUAGUGAAAGUCUGACUACAAAAAGCAAACUUUUGAUUGGAUUCUAUGGGUAGAUUUGUUAAAGCUUCUUAAAUCAGAUUACAUAUGUCUAUCAUUUUCUGAGAUGCAGUGAAGAAAUAGAAUCUAGAAUCUGAUUGGUUGCUAUGGGCAACAUCCCCACUUUUAAUUUUUACAAGGUUUAGUAAAUCUACCCGUAGGCAUUAUAGCAUGUUGUACCAUCUUUUUCACAUUUAAUUUAUUAUUUCUAACUCCAUAUUUAUAUUUUGAUAUUAAUGUCCUUGUGGUGGUCAACCACUAACAAAGCCACAAAUGUUGCGAUGCAAAGGGUUGCAAAUGCAAUUUUAUUUUGCUUGAUAAAUACUGCCAGAUUUCAAUGUAGCACGCAAAUACCGGGAAGUUUGCCUCUACAUUGUUGUUUAGGGUUGAGCCAUGAUGCAUCCAUUACCAACUCUAUAUGUGCCAACAUAUUACAUAUUCUAGAAGGGUAUCCAAUCACUAG
Pseudophryne corroboree (corroboree frog) is the source of this 1971-nucleotide messenger RNA. RefSeq names its product aquaporin-5-like. The record is from RefSeq and is a predicted model, not a curated record. Gene Ontology annotation, cellular component: plasma membrane; apical plasma membrane. The transcript has 4 exons. Bases 56 to 871 code for a protein of 271 amino acids. Gene Ontology annotation, biological process: transmembrane transport; water transport. NCBI's taxonomy places the organism in Eukaryota, Metazoa, Chordata, Amphibia, Anura, Myobatrachidae. Gene Ontology annotation, molecular function: water channel activity.